This is a messenger RNA of Lepus europaeus (European hare), 1620 nucleotides long. Its product is annotated as NUT family member 2G-like. NCBI's taxonomy places the organism in Eukaryota, Metazoa, Chordata, Mammalia, Lagomorpha, Leporidae. The coding region runs from base 1 to 1620 and encodes 539 amino acids. The transcript has 7 exons. The record is from RefSeq and is a predicted model, not a curated record.
AUGUUGUUUCCAGUACACCCUGGACCAGAGCCUCCUGGCGGGGACCCGCAGUGUGGCACCGCCACUUCCCAGGCCAAGGCCUCACUCAAGGCCUCCCGCAACCCCACAAGCGUCUAUAUGAACUUCCGGCGCUGGCAGCGUUACAAGGCCCUGGCGCAGAGGCACUGUCCACAAAGCCCUGAUGCUGAAGCUCUGUCCUGCUUCCUCAUCCCCGUGCUGCGGACUCUGGCCCAGAGGAAGCCCACCAUGCCGCUGGAGGAGGGCCUGCGGUUUGCCAUGCGGGAAUGGCAACACAAGAGCAACUGGGACCGCGCGAUCUUCUAUGAGAUGGCAGAAAAAUUCAUGGAGUUUGAGGAAGAGGAGAUGCAGACUCAGAAGCGGACAUGGAUGCAGGGGAAACUGUGCAAGCUACCCCCAGGCCCACUGCCGCUGGUUCCACAAGGGCCCCCAGCCACAGUGGCGGUCCAGCAGCCAGGGUGUGGCCCCAGGAAUGCCAGCUCCAAGGCCCUGCCUGCCUGUACGCUGCCACAAAGAUACUGGCAGCCUCAGGGCAAGGUGCCCAAGGGGAUGCCCACUGAGACUGUGAUGGAGGACGUGGACAUCAAGGAUACACCAAUGCGGCCUGAUGGACCCACUGAAGAGGACAGCUUCUGGAGUCCUAGGGAGGAGGGGGACUAUCCAGACCCAGAACUGCUGAGCUACGUGGAGAAGCUCAUCUCUCAGGAGGACUUCAUUGAUGAGGUGGAGGCCAUCAUUAAGCCCCGAUUCCUGGAAGAACUGCUUUCCCCAGAGCCACAGCUGGAUCUCGUGGCCCUAUUGAUGGAGCUGGAGCAGGAGGAAGGGGUGGUGCAGAAGGCAUUUUGGCCUGUGACUGGGAAUGGGGUUGCGCGGGUCACCCCCAGUCAGGCUGCACCUAUUCGGCACCCCAGUCCUGAAUCCACAGCCUGCCCAGGUGCAGACAGGCAUGACCAAGGCCCACAAAGACGCGUCAGUUCUGAGACCUGCCAACAAAGGGCAUCGUCUCAGGAACCGCGGAGACACGUGGUCCCACCCAAGAACCUCUCCAGACCUACCACUGCUGCUUCCUUCUCGGGGCAUCGGGAGUGCCUUUCACUAGGGACCACUAGGCCCACUUCUAUCCCACCAAGAAACAAGCCUGCCCCAAGAGGGCCAAAGGCUGCUUGGGGAUUCACAGUCGAAUCCUCUACUGAUGGCACCAGACCAGCAGUGGGCACGGCCAUGGAAAAGGAUGAGGAGCUGCCCAGCCUGGACUUCUUCCUCAAUUCCCAGCGUCACCUGCUGCCUCUGGGACCACAGCAGCUCCAGAGAGUUCCCGAGUCCCUCCGCUACCAGGGAAGAGGCCAGACUUGUGCUGCCAGCACCACGGCCAAGUCGAAGAAGCGAGGUUUGCGGGGAAGCCCAGGCCCUGCCCCAAAGAAGACCUGCUCAGGGCCUGGACGCAGAGCCACUGAGGGGCAGGCCCUGGCUCUGGGGUUUGUGGCACAAGCCCAGGCUCAGAAGAGAACCCACGGCCCCUUGGUCACCAGGAAGAGGAAGAAGCAGCAUCGAGGCCAGGAGGGCAGGCGGGCUCUCGGGAGCCGGCCCAUACGUGCAGCCUGA